AUGGCUCAACCUUCAAUCACCAUGAGACUAACGACUCUAUGCUUCAUCACCAUCCUUUAUGUGGAUCUGACAGCAGUGUCAGCGUACACCCCACAUUUCCGUCCUCAUCAUCUUAGGAGUCAGGAUAUGACAGGAAUUUGGAAGUUGACACAUCAAUCAUCAUUGUUGCCGAAUGUCAAGUCAGAUGACAACACUAGCGAAGAAGAAAUACUGCUAAGUCUAAACGAAGAUGGUACAUUUGAUCGAUACGAAACUAGUUCGGAACUUCAGGAUCAGGAUCUUCACAUGACAUUGGGCCGAGGGGGUUCGUGGGAGUACCGUGACAACAAGCUGUUUUUGGCUCCCCAGCGCCCUGAGGACGCAGAUCCCUCCAAGGUCCAUGACACUCUAUUAGCUGGAGAAUUGAAUAUCAAAGUUAGUGAUUCGCUAGUUUUGGAAGACAAAGUAGAAUUAGAAGAAGGCAAUGCUGAUGGAGAAGUCAAGAAGGAGGACAACAACAAUGCUGAGAUUGAUGUCCACUUGUCCAUUGCCCAAGGCAAUAUUUCCGUUGGGAAGUUCAUGUAUCCUAGAAAGCACAAAGCUUUCUUUGAUGACCCCAUGCUUUUCAAAAAGUCUUCCGUCGGUAGUUUCUCAGCUUCACAGGUGCUAGGGAAUCUGAAUGCCAGGCUGAAGAGCGAGCGAGAGGAAAAGAAGCCUGUGGCCAAGUACCACAAGAAGGACUUUCACGGUCGCAAGUUUUACUUGACAGCUAAUCCUCAUCCUGUGGAUCCAGCCUAUGCAGAGCAGGACAAGCGUUAUGAUGAAACCAAGGUUCUUCAUCAUAUGCAAUUUCACACUAUCGAUUUCCACAAAAAUAACACCUUCUCCGUCAUUGGUACCGAAAAGAUACUUAGAGGUCGUUUUGGACUAGCUGGAGAGAAGCGAGAUCGACUAUGGUUCCAAGUAUCCUUGUUUGGUACUGGCCGUUCCGCUCCUGGAUCCGUCUACAGCGAAGGACGUCUGCUGACUCAUGAAGACAGGAGGGGCUAUGUUGGUAAGGUUGAAGAGUUUCAAAAGAACAAUUCCACUCGCUACUUCAUCACUGAAGGGCUAUACUAUUAUGGAACUGAUUUGCAAAGGGCAUUGAGACCCGAUUCUGGAGGUGUCUUCAGUUUGCAAGAGAUUGACGACGAGGCGAAGGAGGAAGAGGAGGACUAUGGAGAGACGGAUUCGGAGGACUGUGCUGAUGAAAAUGCAUGGGAUGAAGAGGAUGCUUUCCAGUAG
Cylindrotheca closterium is the source of this 1263-nucleotide messenger RNA. NCBI's taxonomy places the organism in Eukaryota, Bacillariophyta, Bacillariophyceae, Bacillariales, Bacillariaceae. The record is from the annotation of a GenBank genome assembly.